This is a messenger RNA of Gryllus bimaculatus (two-spotted cricket), 515 nucleotides long. NCBI's taxonomy places the organism in Eukaryota, Metazoa, Arthropoda, Insecta, Orthoptera, Gryllidae. The record is from the annotation of a GenBank genome assembly.
AUGUCUGAUGGCACGGAGUUCCAGCCAGCAUCGUCGGUAACAAACCACACUGUAUUAACUACAGUUGAUUGCAUCACACUGUAUAAAAUAACAGUUGAUUGCAUGAGUGAAGAAUUUGCCUGUUUAUCUAUUACUACCACGAGAAAUGACCUUCUUUGUAAUCGUGUAUACGCCUACAGGAUGAAGAGUUACGUGCACUGCUCGCAACAGAUCCGAAGACCCUUCGGCCGCAAAGACUUUUCGACUACUGGCGGCGUCUGCUUGAGCUCCAAUACGGUGAUCAGGUGGCCGGGAGGUUCGACGACCCUACGGAGGAGGUAGGGGAGUUCGAGGAAGGACCAGAAGAAGUCGUCAAGGAGGUGGUGGAGAAAGCCCCGAGUGCGGUCGAGUUGCGGAAGUCGCGGUCGCGGAGCAGCGCGCUGGCCGCCCGGGUGUCGCGCACGGCGUUGGCCGCUCGCCAGCAGUCGCGCUCCAGCCUCUCUGCCCGCCCCAGCGCCACGGCGACCUCCAAGCAG